Molecule: messenger RNA, 3498 nt
Organism: Drosophila ficusphila
Lineage: Eukaryota; Metazoa; Arthropoda; Insecta; Diptera; Drosophilidae
Gene: Eip63E
Product: cyclin-dependent kinase 14
Exons: 10
Coding region: 837-2495 (552 amino acids)
Biological process (GO): protein phosphorylation
Cellular component (GO): cytosol; nucleus; cytoplasm
Molecular function (GO): heme binding; cyclin binding; cyclin-dependent protein serine/threonine kinase activity
Source: RefSeq, a predicted model, not a curated record
CUCACUUGCGAUGUGGUGUGACCAAAUUCGAGCUCGCUCCGCGAGUCGCCGUAAAAAAACAAUUGUUAAAUUAUAAAGAAAUAAACGCGUUUAAAUAACGAAAACAUGUGCGGCGGCUGCUAGAAACGUGCGGCAACAUUUCGAGCCAGUCAAAACGUGCAGGUGCGAGCGGUAAAGCACGCGUUCGCGUCACUGGCAACAACAACAAAACACAGUGCACCAACAUUCGUAUAAACACACACAUACGCGAAUACACAAACACAUAAACACCGACGCACAUGCAACCAAAAUGAAAUAAAAACAACAAGAAGAAAGGCCCCAAUAAUUAAAAAAAAAUUUAUAAAUUUAAUUAUACAUAACGUCGGCUGCAGGUGCGCUGAAAAUAUGUUAAACGAAAAAAAAGAGAAAAAUAGAAAGUUUUGCCCAAUGAAGUGAACCAAAAAACACAAGCAAAAAGUACCCGAAAAUAUUAAUCUAUAGAUUUGAUUUCUAAAAAAAAAAAAAACACAAAAACCAACCAGGCAAUAUUUAUUACCCGAAAUCACCCAAACAGCAAAUCGAAAUAUUAAAAUUAAAUCUUAUAGGAGGUGAAAUUAUCGAAUCUUAUCUUAAAAGAAAAGAAAAGAAUUAAAUAAACAAAUUAAAAAGAAUUCAAGCUUUUAGUGAUCUUGUUAUGUUGCCUUGGUUAGAUUUUGUGCAGUUUCCGCUUACCCAACAGCAUUUCCUCACCCCUUUCCCCGGUCACUAUAAAAUUUCGCGUUUUUUCCCUCUUAUCAGCUGAUAAACACAACCACCCACUUGCCACCCCUUUUGCACCUGUAAAAAACAGGUGACUAAUGCACUGUUCGCGAAGUUUGUCAGCUGCUGACGCCCUGGAAACAACAACAACCACGGCUUUCUACAAAGCAGCGACGUCGGCGUCGGCAGCGGCCUCUGCCACCACAACACCAACAACAAAAUCAAAAACUAAUAAAACUAUGGCCACCACAACAACAAUGGCGGCCACAAACGCUAAAGAUGGCGUCACAAUGCGCGAGAAGAAGGGAGGAGCCCUGCAGAAGCUCAAGAAGAGGCUAUCGCACAGCUUCGGCAGACUAACAAUCUCCCGCGAAGACGGCGAGGACUCGACGCACCACCAUCACCACCACCACCACCACCGCGGCGGACACGGCGGGCACCACAACCACGGUAACAAAGUUCCAUACAACGGCUACAAUUCGGAGGAAUACUUGGACCGCCUCGAACCGAAUGGCAAUAUACCCGCUGACAAGACAAAUUGCAGAUAUGGAGACUGGCGCAGCACGGACAGCACCGACCACCACGAUCGCGUCCAGAGACAGCUUUCCGUGUCCUCCGACAGCAAGCUGCUGGACGAGGACAUCCGCGAGGAGAUGAAGUACCACUCGCACGUGGUCAUGCGACCCAAGAAGCCGCCCAGACCCAAGUCCGAGGUCUUUCUCAACAAGCAGGAAACGCAUCCGCGACGCAAACGGUUCAGUGCAUUUGGUGGCGACUCCCCAUUUGGCAAGCAGGAGGCCUACGUCAAACUGGAGCCGCUGGGCGAAGGGUCCUAUGCGACGGUCUACAAAGGAUUUAGCAAAUUAACCUACCAGCGGGUGGCGCUCAAGGAGAUUCGCCUCCAGGAGGAGGAGGGAGCCCCCUUCACCGCCAUUCGCGAGGCCUCGCUGCUGAAAGAACUGAAACACAGCAACAUCGUUACGCUGCACGACAUCGUCCACACGCGCGAGACGCUGACCUUCGUCUUUGAAUAUGUGAAUACCGAUCUGUCGCAAUAUAUGGAAAAGCACCCCGGUGGCUUGGACCACCGCAACGUGCGCCUGUUCCUCUUCCAGCUGCUCCGUGGACUGUCCUACUGCCACAAGCGGCGAGUCCUCCACCGGGAUGUCAAGCCGCAGAACCUGCUCAUCAGCGACUGCGGCGAGCUCAAGUUGGCCGACUUCGGACUGGCCAGGGCCAAGAGCGUGCCCAGCCACACCUACUCCCACGAGGUGGUCACGUUAUGGUACCGCCCUCCAGACGUCCUGCUGGGCAGCACGGAGUACUCGACCUCGCUGGACAUGUGGGGCGUGGGCUGCAUCUUCGUGGAGAUGGUGACCGGGAUGCCGACGUUCCCGGGCAUACGUGAUACCUACGAUCAGCUGGACAAGAUAUUCAAACUGCUGGGCACGCCCACCGAGGACACGUGGGCGGGGGUCACCCACUUUCCCGGCUACAAGCCGCACAAGCUGGGUUUCUACCGACCUCGGAAACUGGGUCACAACUUCCCACGACUGUACGACAUCAUCGAGGGCGAGACGAUAGCGAACGGCUUCCUGCAGCUGAAUCCGGAGCAGCGUUUGGGCGCCGACGAUGCACUGCAGCAUCCGUACUUUGCGCAGUUGCCAAAGAAACUCUACGAAUUGCCAGACGAAACCUCAAUUUUCACCGUGGAAGGCGUGCAGCUUUAUACGGAGCCAAAUCGACAGAAUAAAUGAAAAUUAAAGCAAGUCCUCUCUGUGGAUGGCGUACGUUUCUACUGUUAGGACCACAGUCCUCGGCAUCAAUCACCCAACCACCACCCUCCCGGACUACCGAUCUGUCAAUCAACCUAUCGCACCAUCCAGCAAUCGACAGCCAUAUAUAAACGCAAGCAAAUAACUUCGCGCGCGCGAGAGUUUGUACUAUAAUUCUAUGAUACUUUAGUUAUUAGUUCGAUUUCGCGAGGUUAGCUGAGGAGUUUAGCAGAAGACAUGGAACCGACGGCGGCAUUUUAUUUUCAGUCAAAUCGCUUAAAGUUAGUUUAGGUUUCUCGCCAUCCUGCAGCCGCGAAAAGGAUACUCAGUUUAGUCAAAGCGCAGACAUGUUUUUCUGUAUUCUUUUGUAAGCUAAAGAACUUAACAUUUAAAGAUUGCUUUUAGUGAGUGAAUUGGCUUUGUGGUCCACGAAAUACUUUCGUUUGCAGUCACAGAAGUAGUGUCACUGAAAACUAAAGCCAAGCGACUGAAAGCGAGACACAGACUUAUUGAAAAAUGGUGUCUGCAUUAUAAAAUAGGUCUCUGGAUCGGUUUCAGCUGUUGCGCCAUACUUUUCAGAAUUUUUUUUCAAAUAAAAAUUUGAUUGGUGACUGCUUUAAUAGAGUGCAAUUUAUAAAAAUUAUUGGGUUGGCGAGAAUGCGCUGAAAAAAACACCAAUUGCGCUCAACAAUUAUUUCCAAGCAAUUAUGCAACUAAAUUUUAUAUUUUACUAAAUUUAGAUCGUCACAGGGAAAAUUCAAGGACACAAAAUGUUAUUUUGUCUUCAUUUCCACUCACAGCUCUUUUUAUUUGUUUGUUUGUAUGAUUUCGUAUCGCUUUCCUUUGUCAUUAUAAAUUAUAUCGAUUUGCCGCGCUGUUUAAGUGAUAAUUUUAUAACUAUUAAAUGAAUUUAUGUAAAAAGCAAGUAAAACAAUCUUAAAAACAUAUGUUAAACGAAUAAAUUUAAAUCAUUUAUACCAUUUAA